Messenger RNA from Tauraco erythrolophus (red-crested turaco), 812 nucleotides. NCBI's taxonomy places the organism in Eukaryota, Metazoa, Chordata, Aves, Musophagiformes, Musophagidae. The record is from RefSeq and is a predicted model, not a curated record.
AGUAUAGAGAGAUGGAUGAGAGUCUUGCAAACCUGUCAGAAGAUGAAUAUUACUCUGAAGAAGAGAGAAAUGCUAAAGCUGAGAAAGAGAAAAAACUACCACCACCACCUCCCCCAGCUCCUGCAGAAGAAGAGAAUGAAAGUGAGCCAGAGGAGCCAUCUGGGCAAGCAGGAGGACUUCAAGACGACAAUUCUGGAGGGUAUGGAGACGGCCAAGCAUCAGGUGUGGAGGGAGCAGCUUUCCAGAGUAGACUUCCACAUGACCGUAUGACAUCUCAAGAAGCUGCCUGCUUCCCUGAUAUAAUCAGUGGGCCACAGCAGACUCAGAAGGUGUUUCUGUACAUCAGGAACCGCACCCUGCAGCUCUGGUUGGAUAACCCAAAGAUUCAGCUGACGUUUGAGGCAACUAUCCAACAACUAGAAGCACCUUACAACAGUGACACAGUGCUCGUUCACAGAGUACACAGCUAUCUGGAGCGGCAUGGUCUGAUCAACUUUGGUAUCUACAAACGAGUGAAGCCCCUUCCAACCAAGAAGACUGGAAAGGUGAUCAUCAUUGGCUCUGGUGUCUCUGGGUUGGCAGCAGCUCGCCAGUUGCAGAGUUUUGGAAUGGAUGUCACAGUACUGGAAGCCAGGGACCGAGUAGGAGGAAGAGUUGCCACCUUUCGCAAAGGGAACUAUGUUGCUGAUCUAGGAGCCAUGGUGGUGACAGGACUGGGAGGAAAUCCUAUGGCUGUGGUCAGCAAACAAGUGAAUAUGGAGUUGGCCAAGAUCAAACAAAAAUGCCCACUUUAUGAAGCAAAUGGACAAGCU